AUGGGAAACUGCUUAGCACCAAACAAGAAAAGAUCCCAAGUACACGAAUUCCAAGAAGAACACGACAGUAAGGUGAAUUCCGACAAGACGAUGAAAACAGGGGAAACAGGGGAUGUUCCUACAACGAACAACGGCGGAACCGACGUCGGGACGAAAGUGAAGAUAGUUUUGACGAAAGAGGAGCUCGACUGGCUCAUGUACGAGCUCAAGGUGAAAAACAGCAGCGGCGGCGGCGGCGGCGGAUCCACGAAGAAGCUUGAGGAUGCUCUGGCGGAGAUCGAGAGAAACAGAGCAAUGAAAUCGGCCAGCGUGAACAGCUGCUGGCAGCCUUCUCUGGAGAGCAUUAGUGAGUGCCCUGAAGACGUUGGAUCAGGGAGAUAUUAUUAG
Linum tenue is the source of this 387-nucleotide messenger RNA. The record is from the annotation of a GenBank genome assembly. Lineage: Eukaryota; Viridiplantae; Streptophyta; Magnoliopsida; Malpighiales; Linaceae.